Messenger RNA from Mycosarcoma maydis (corn smut), 1251 nucleotides. RefSeq lists its product as uncharacterized. The transcript has a single exon. The coding region runs from base 1 to 1251 and encodes 416 amino acids. Gene Ontology annotation, molecular function: palmitoyl-(protein) hydrolase activity. The record is from RefSeq and is a predicted model, not a curated record. Gene Ontology annotation, cellular component: membrane. Lineage: Eukaryota; Fungi; Basidiomycota; Ustilaginomycetes; Ustilaginales.
AUGGGCUACAUGCCUUCGUUUGGCUCGUUGGUCCGUGUGGUGGGUGGAUUACUUGCCGUCAGUCUCAUCUCGACCGCUGGACUGCUGUAUCGCUAUCAGACAUCGCUCAUCUACCCGGCCUCCUUCCCACCAGGCUCCAAGGCCGAAGUCAACACUCCAGACGAGUAUGAUCUGCCCUACAUCGAAGAGGAGCUCAUCACACCCGAUUCGCAACGGCUGCGCAUCUUUGUGAUGCUCCAGGGCACCAAACUCGCACCUCGCCGAUCGACGCCCAAGAUCCAGGCUGUGGAGGAUGAAAAGUCGUCAUUGCAGCAGGUCGAGAGAAAGUCGACCGCAAAUCACACAGGCAUCACACCGAUAGACGUGGUCGAUGCCGAGUUGGCGAGCAGCAGGCCGACAGUGCUGUUUCUGCAUGCCAAUGCGGGCAACAUGGGUCACAGGCUGCCUCUAGCAGCCGUAUUUUUCAAACGCUUCGGCUGCAAUGUCAUUAUGCUCAGCUAUAGAGGCUACGGUUUCUCCACCGGCUCGCCCAACGAACGCGGGAUCAAGAUUGACACGCAAACCACGCUCGACUACAUCCGCUCGCACCCAGCGCUUUCAUCCACAGUUCUCGUAGCGUACGGUCAAAGCAUCGGAGGAGCAGUAGCCAUCGACCUGGCCGCUCGCAAUCCGGCCUCGGUUCACGCUCUCAUCCUCGAAAACACGUUUCUCAGCAUCCCCGAACUCAUCCCGCACGUCCUGCCGCCCGUACGACCUUUUGCGUUCUUGUGCAGAGAAUUCUGGAACUCCGGUGUUGCCAUCUCGAACAUUUCGCACAAGGUACCGACGCUCUUCCUCUCGGGUCGACAGGACGAGCUGGUGCCACCAUCACAUAUGGACGCCCUUUUUGCAAAGUGCAGCAGCAACAUCAAGAUCAAAAAGGAGUUUGCAGACGGAACGCACAACGACACGUGUAUCAAACCGCAAUACUUUGAGACAAUCGGAGAGUUCCUACUGCAGCAUGUGGUGGGGUUGGUCCGCGACAAGGCAGCGUUAGCCGCAGUGGAGACCGAGACGCACGAGCAGAUGGUCGAGGACAAGCAGGAGACGGGUGUGCCGUCGAAAAGCACGAAAGAGGCAAGCGGCGACGAGUCGGACGAUUGGGUCCAGAUGGGCCAUUCCGAAAUCAGCGACGAGGCCCAAGUUGGCGAGCAGCCGAAACAAGACCAGCUUCCCGAUGCACCCACAUUGAGUAGCGCGCCAAAGCUAUGA